CCCUAGUCCCUUCUUCUCUCGUGGCGGUCGCUCCAACCCAUUCUCUCGUGCCGCUGCCGCGAGGAGCCCCUUUCUCCAUCGAGAUCCCGACGGCGCGUUCAACCCGCGGUCUCCGCCUCCGAUCUCCUUUCCUCUCGGCAAUCGAGUUAAACCAGCAGCAUGGGCCGGAAGGCUGAUCGUUUGUACAUAAACACCAAAAAGUUUGGAGGUGUUGGGAAGCCUUGCAUGAAGGAGAUGCUGUCAUUCCUUGGUUGCUUAUCUCUGAACAAGAACAAUGAUGAUAAAUGUGUCCGGCAGAAAGAUCUCUUGCUUGCUUGUGCCGAAGCUCAGAAAGGAAAGCCGAAAAAUCCAGCAAGGACCAUCAAUUACCAUUUGCAGCGUCUUGGCAGAGACAAGUUCUUAUAGUUGAUUUAAAGUGUGUUACAUUCUUAACAUAAGCGAGCAUUUGCAGGCGCCAGUUUCAGAUGUGGAUGUCUUAAUUGUUUGAUUGUGUACUUAUUUAAUUCUGAUCAGUUGAGAGAAAGCAAAUACUUGAAGUAGAUCUGGUUCUCUAAGUCAGUGCUUUUGGUUAUCGGUGAAAGUAUUAUCCCAAUAAAAUUAUAAACUUGAUUUUCUAGCUAAUGCAAUCAUCUGAUCAGGAGACGAGCUGGUUCCUAUCAAGGUAUCCACUGUCCAGUAUACAUUCCACAAUGAGACAUUAUCAUUGUGUUUGUGA
Phoenix dactylifera (date palm) is the source of this 715-nucleotide messenger RNA. RefSeq lists its product as uncharacterized. Gene Ontology annotation, molecular function: structural constituent of ribosome. Lineage: Eukaryota; Viridiplantae; Streptophyta; Magnoliopsida; Arecales; Arecaceae. The record is from RefSeq and is a predicted model, not a curated record. Gene Ontology annotation, biological process: mitochondrial translation.